UAUUGUCGUACCACAAGAAUAUGGUAUAACAAUUGAAGAAAAAUUAAAUAUUGCACGUGGUAUUAUUACACCGUUAUUACGACAGAUUGGUACUGAUUUACAAGGAAAUUUAACUGGUUAUUGGGAAGAUGAAGAACACAUAUUUAAACUAGAUAGCAGGUUAGAAUAUUAA
Messenger RNA from Didymodactylos carnosus, 172 nucleotides. Lineage: Eukaryota; Metazoa; Rotifera; Eurotatoria; Philodinida; Philodinidae. The record is from the annotation of a GenBank genome assembly.